This is a messenger RNA of Apodemus sylvaticus (European woodmouse), 687 nucleotides long. RefSeq names its product methyl-CpG-binding domain protein 3-like 2B. The record is from RefSeq and is a predicted model, not a curated record. The coding region runs from base 1 to 687 and encodes 228 amino acids. The transcript is spliced from 2 exons. Lineage: Eukaryota; Metazoa; Chordata; Mammalia; Rodentia; Muridae.
AUGGAAGGGCCUUCAGGAAACUCAGUUUCAAGCCAGCCUUUGAUAGGAAGACUCACAAGAAGUAUAAUACCCAACAAAUUACAGAAGAGAAGAGAGAUCCAGGUUUCCCUGAGGAACAUCAAGGCCAAAGAUAGAACUAGUGUUACUUCCAGAGAUUCUCGGAGGAUGACCAGUAACAUCUUUCCAAAGCCUGUAACCAUAAUAACUUCAUACCCUGAGAAUAAAACAAGGUACAGCAGAGAGGAAGCUAAGCUGAAGAAACCUAAGCAGCUAUGUGCAUUUGGCAGACUGCAGAACUAUCAAGUUGAAAGCAGUAAAGAGGACCUAUCAUGUCCAUUGAAGCUUACAAACCCUGUGGAAAGAAUUGCACUGGGAAUACAGGAUGAAACCAACAACCAAAGUGGUGUUAAGGAUCAGUUCACUCCUGGAGAAGUCACCUCUGUCCAAUCCUUAAGCUUGGAAAAUACUGGACAAGUGGCUCUUCAGCAAUCACCUUCUUUCUCCAGUCAAGGGGUAACAAUGCCACAGCCCCUUCAUUUGUUACCAUCUUACUUCAUGCAAAAGGUAACUAUUACAGACAUCCAGAGACAGACCGGGGAGGUACAGAAAGCCAGGAAGAGACUGGCAGAUGCCUUGGAGGCAGACAGGCUUGCCAGGCAGGUAGAGAAGAUGGGGGAGCAAAGAUGA